GGUGAUCGAGUUACGUGCGCCAGCAGUGAUCCUCGAAGGCUGCUUGAGGACACCUUGUACCCUUGGUUCAGUUUCGACGAGCUUCUGAGCUAUGAAGAGGAUACGCGACUGAAGACCGAGGACAGGGAGGAAGACGACGAGAAGGAGUACGAGGAACGUCUAGGAAUGUCUUCAGCUUCGACCAACAAGCUGCAAAUUUUGUGGGAUUAUUUCAUUCAUGCGGAGCCUCAGAGUUACGAGAAGUCAUCCUGGCUGGACGUAUUCCUCGCCGAGCUUCUUGCUCAAGUAAGAGAAGGCCGGGACGUGAAAGAUGCCCUAUCGUUUUGUUUGGUCGCCGGUGGCAGAGUUUCUACCCUUAUAGCUUGCGAGCUGCUCUCUGAUGUACACGAGCUCUGCGCGAAGAGGCUCGACGGGGACGAGCUUAUCGGAUUGAGGAAGUAUUUGGCUCAAGAUCGCGGCUGGCGUUGCCUGGCGGUUCUGCAAUUGCUGGGCGUACGUGGUAUAUCUUGUGCGCGCGAGCUGGUCGCUCUGUUGGUGGCUCUCUAUCCGGUCGCCCUUCAAGAGGAGGUGAAGAAGGUCGAUUUCGCAGGUUCGAACGGUUCCGGGCGUACUUCCGCGUUCGUCGGGCCGGCGCGCAAUCCGUAUGUAAAAUUCCACUGUAACGACGACACCGUCGACACGGUAGAUAUCGUGCCGCACGCGAAGCGCAAGGCGACAAAGUCUAGCCGAAACGGUGUUUCCUACGAGGGCAAUGCUUCGACGAGAAGAAGAACGGGUCGUAGACAUAGUAUCGGUGCCAAGAUGCCGAUCCACCAUAAGCAAAGAUCGUUCGGUAUGUUCGAAACGCGGCGUACCACGCCGGAAACCGCGAGCAGCGAGUCCGAAUUGCUGACAGACGGUAUAGAUCAGGCACGGUCGCUCACACUGAAGAUCCGCCUGAACCCGAUGGAUUUCGAAUACUUCACGUCCGUUGUUAGAAGCGACGAGGAACAAAAAUGGCAAACGGCGCUCUAUGAGCUACCAACACGACCGUCGAAAAAAACGCCGAGGGAUUACAUAGACGAGAGGAUCAAGAACGUUCUGGACGCAAGGAUCAGCAACUUCGAAACUAGUCUGUUAAUUAUCCAGCUACUCCAGGGACUGCGGGAUUACGAUACGCCGGCCGAGCAGACUCCGGCCGUGCAAGUUUUGAAAUUCGCCUUGGACACAUUAUGGUCUCUUCAGUUUGGCAUAGACGGUGCCGGCUUGAGCGGAACGGAAUGCGCCACGUUAAAGGCAGCGGCCGCUAGGCUGAUGCUCACAGCGUUGGAACGCGUACUGAGAGCGGACGAGCCGACCACUGCGGUCAUUCACAAUGGUUUACUACCCAUGACUCUAAGAUUACUCGAAGAUGCUUGCAGCAAACCGGUGAACGUGUUCUCGCCGGAGGAGGGCUCGCUGCUACAAGAGUUCAUCUUCGCAACCAUUUACGGCAUCGUGACGUUCCUUUAUUGUUUGCUACAUCAACAGGGUGCCGCUAUAGAGAAGCUGUCCGAUUUUCUGGAGUUGUUUCAGCUGUUCACCGACAGCCAGGAUGGUAAGCUCGUCGAAAGAACCAUCCUCGCUAUUGUUGAUCUGCCGAGCGUCGAUCCAACGAGGUCGGUUAUCCGCGCCAGAAAAGUCAUCGAUAUGAUAGGUGCGUUAACCAGCGGCCUAAAGUCCGUGCGACGUGAUAUUUCGCACGCGGCCAACUGCAACCGAACGAAACACAAAUCCUGCAUCAAUAACAUUCAGACGCAUCAUCACUCCGACGUAUUUGGGACAGCGUACGCUCAACCGAUCGUCGGUGCCGUUAUGAAACAGGCAUGCUGUAUUUCCUCUCUGUUCGUGACGCUCACUAAUCUCCUGAAAGAGUCUCAUCCUUUUACCAGCGAGCUGCAAGUCCGACUGAUCAAAGUCUCCACGGCGGCGGGCACCUGUUGCUGUUGCCCGCCCAGGAUACUCAUGUUCAACGUCGUGUCUCUUUUGAAGAGACACGAUCCGGCCACUUACGCCCCAGCCGUGGCACUUCUCGAGCGUAUCUUCUUCAAGGAACUCGGUGCUCACUCGGAAUUAGACCUAUGCACCACCUGCGACAGGCCUACGACAUAUUCAUGGGACUUUCUCGAGAUGUACGCUGAAUUACUAACUCCCGACGAACCGAAACUGUGUUACGCUGUAAUGGCGCACCUUCUGAAGAUAGGGCCUAACUCUAGAUACCAAGUUCGACGGGAACUGUUGCUGAAAGUGUUCUACCCCACCUUCCUGAAUGCUAAAACUUACUACGCCUCCGACAGGAGUAACGCGACUGCUAAGUUUCUCAUUCAGGCCUGUCUAUCCGUGAUAUCCUGUUUAAUCGUGAACACCCAGAUAUGCGAGGGGUUCACGGAAAUAAACGGUUUGGAAGAGGCGUUGACCUUACUAUCGGACGCCACUUUCACGAGAACCGUGUACGCUCUUCUAGAAGUCACAGUUAUCAUCGAGAUUUGGAGGUCGUGUCCCGCGGAAUCUGAUUCCGAGAGUGGCGAGAAACCCGCGUCGAAAUCUUUAUUCGACUCCCUCGAAAAAGAAACGACAGAAUUAUUGCACAAUCUGGAAAAUCCAGGGCAAAUCGAUGAAAUGCAACAGACAUUCCAGCGAGAAAACAACGAUCAAAUUGUCGAGCAAACAAUAAAUACCAGUACCGAAAAUGAUUCUCAAAUGGAAAGUGGCGAAACGGAUAGUUCUGUCAGUGCGAUUUCAUAUUUUCCGGAAGUAUUCGAUCAUCUUGAAGCUACAGCAACAUACGCAGAAGCUGAUACCGAUGCGGAUACAAAUAAGAAACUGAAUCUGUAUCAAGCGAGCGCCGCGUGGAGAGCCGCGGCCGGUGUAGCUCUGAGCAGUCCGAAAUUCCGAAUGGAAUUGUCGCUACACUCUAUAUCGGAGAAAUCCCUGAGGCUUUUCAAAACGUUGGCUAUACGUAUUUCCACGGGCAGUAUUAUAGAUACCAAUAAAUCAGCGCACAGACUCUUCGAGGCUUUACUCACGUGCUGCUUGACGUCUCCGUUGUGUGACUGCGAUGUAGUCAUGGAGCUGAGAAGAGCACUGAUGGAGAUCGGCGUCAAAUUGGGUCGUGGAUUGGCUGUGAUCGUGGAGGCCCUAUUGAAAGUCUCUAUGCUGAAACCUACUCAAGAAGAAACUAUACCACAGUACGCUCGGCCUAGGCUACCGAUCAUGACGUUGGACGCUAUGCCGGAUUGUGCCGCGGACGACAGCAGCACAGGCGAAUACGUGACUGCCGACGAUGGAUAUGAAGCAGACAUCGAAAUACCAGGAAGAAGUCCUCACACAAACACCGUGAAGAGAAGCAACUCUUUGGGGCCGGUGGUCGAGCCCAGGGGCAAUGCAAACGCACACCCAGCUUUGUGUUCCUUGGCGGUUGAUCUCCUGAUUCACUUCAGUGAGCAAGGUUUGGACGCAGAAAGAGGAACUAUCAUAACUGCCGGCUUGAGAAAAGUUGCGGCUACCUGCAGAGAAAGUGCCUCGAGUUGUGCCACCCUAGCAGCUUCAGGAGUGAUUACAAAACUAUUAAAUGGCUUCAGGGAUAUAUUCACUAGCAGAGAUCCUCAGUACCAAGAUCUGCAACACGCUGUUCUAGAAGUGUUCACAUUACUAGCGACGCAAUCGAUUUCAUCGUCAGAAUUAGUCACGUACUUGUCCCUGUUCAAAGUCGAUGCACCUCCGCUUUUAUCGCUACUUGAACCGCUUUUUCAUCUCGUGCUAACUGCACGACCUCAACCGAAUUUUAUCCUGUCGUUCCCGAUGCGUGCUGAAACGAAAGUAACGCCAAAAACACAAUCGAAAGAGUACAAAAACGUUGAGAAGACGGAAAAUCUAGUGAAUAAUUUUCGGACCAAACACCUCGCCUCAGGAAUAUGCAGUCCGUGGUCUGUCUACGCAGCGUGCUUACCAAUUGGUCCUGAAAUCGCUUGGCCAGUUUGGCUACACGGUUGCUCCGUUUCUAUGUGGUUAAGAGUUGAAAGAGGAUCACCUGCGUCUGGCAAAGGAACACUCAUCAGUACGUCACCUUUACUUGACUCGGAUAGUGAAAGUUUGUCCGAUUGGGGCGUACUGUCCGAUAACUGGAGUCGCGAAGUCAUAGCAGGUUCGACGUCACCGCCUACGCCAACGUCGAUUAUACAUUUGAUGUCUGUCGGAUUUGAGUCUCUGGUUCUCGAGACAUGGUUGGAUCUGCGAUCAGAUAAAUUAAUCUUACGGUUAACACGGCCAAGCGACAAGACGAAUCGAACGGUGUCCGAGACAUCCAUAACCGGUAUGCUUCCUUCUGGCCGAUGGCAUCACUUAGCACUGAAUUUUAAGGACACUAUUCUAAACAAACGUAGCGCCGUGGUUGAAGUUGUCAUUUGGGUAGACGGAUGGAGAGAAAUCAGUGCACAAUUGCCGUUCGACGGUUUAUUAGUGAGAAAACCUGGAACUACAUGCGUUCUAUUAGGACAAGUCGGUUCGAGUAGCAUCGGUGCUUGGUAUCUUGGCAACUUAAUGGUAUUUAGGUGUCCGGUGUUUACGAAAGAAAGGGCUCUGUACCUAGCGAGUCUCGGACCUAAUUAUACUAAUCUCGCGGAAUGUGUUUUGAACACGGAGAAGCCAGAUUUUGCACCGUUAAUUGCAUCUGGAGCAUUGGACGGCGUUCGAGAAAUACGAUUCGAAGGAGGAAAAUUCGAUACGAGUCGGAGGAAAUCAUACGGCGGAACGUACUUGAGACAUGCCAUCGAGACGAAAGUGUCCGACACGAAAAUUGAUUGGGACACUGUUAUGGAUGCUACGAAUUCUCAUCUGGGAGAAUUACAGAAUAAUCUACUUCUAACUUACGAAGCACAGAAUCCCAAUACCGUGCAUCUGUAUCCUCAAGCUAUCGCGAAUCCUGCUGCCGUGGUAAGAAAUCUAUUUCCGGGUCAACCAGGUUUUAGGGUUGUCUCUGCGCCAGAGCACAGAGUUUCGCAACAACCGCCUUUGUCUGUGGCUCCGAUCCUGUCCGUUCAAUUAGAAUGUCAACAGUAUAGGGGUCUGGUACCUGCAGCCACCUUAGUGGGCGGAGUGCCCAUAUUUCUGUAUCUUUUUGCAAGAGUAGUCGAAUUGAAUUCCACCGAGGAAGAACAAGCGUUAGCUCUCUCGAUAGUUCUGCAUUUAAUACGAAAUGAUUCCGAAUUGUUGAAUGAAUAUCGAUCAGAAGGUGGGACAUCGUUAAUUCUACGUGUUUUAGAAUCGUCUCGAUGCCACGCAGGUAGACAUAUUCUGAAAGCAAUGUUAGACGCAGCUUGUGAUAGUUCGAUCCUAAUAAAAGAUAUCGGUAGCGGCAAUCAUUUGGUGUCGCAAAAUUGUGAAGCCGUCAUCACGGAUCCUGAAUUAAUCAAAGGCGCGCUGACCGCGUGGAGAACAUGGGCUAAAUAUGACACAUUGAACUUGCUAUUGCAAGCGUUGCUAUUGCUAUUAAGAGAUCAGCACUCGCAGCGCGAGUUUAAUGCGUCUCAAUUGAACAGAGUAGAAAUCGUCGACACGAUUUUGACGUUGUGCAAGGAGCAUUUCUUGUACGAGGAAUUGGGAGCUGCACUAAACUCUUCAACGGGAACGGCUGUUGUAGAGUUAAUAAGAGCACUUAUGGGCGCUCCUCCAGAAUUUGCUCACCUGGUGGCUAUCACUGAUUUUCUAGUUCUCGUACAUCAGGCAUCGGAAACAUACAUCACACAUUCUAGGCACAAUAUAUACUUUCUGUUACCAUCUCUUGGCGAAAAGAAAUUAGUAAAAAUCAACUCGACAGUAACCACCAGUUCCUCGGAAGAAUCGAUAGGAACCUUAGAGAACAGUAAAUUGAACAAAGGUUUAACGAAUGCACAGAUACAAAAAAGUAAAAUGCCAAAGAGAAAAGAACGUCGAAACGGUCCCCCUCAAGAUACCAGUGCUGGAGAAGAUUCUGGAAUUGCGGCUAGCGAUGGCUCUAAUCCUCUUAGCAACGAAAAGCAAUCCACAUGGACGGACGAAAGAAGAGCCUGCCAGGGCCUAGUUUGCGAAGGUCUCCUACUACUACUUCGGGAUGCAGUCAGAGUGUUACCCGACAGUCAAGUUGGUUCGGUGUUAAAACAUGUUUUAAGAGCUGAACUCUUGCUCGUGUUGGCAAACAAUCCUGAUGCUAGAGUUCGUACAGCGUUGAUCAAGGUCGUACAAACAUAUUUGCAACGCGCCAGCGAUGAAGAAGUCAACAAAUUUAUCAAGCAAAAAUACUUCAUGCACUUAGCCAAUCAGAUAGCAUUGUAUCCUGGAAGCGAACCGCUCGUAGUGGCUCUGGAAAAUCUAGCUUUAAGGGGACCAACAGUGGCUGCGAUACCACCGUUAAUGGCUAUGAUUGCGAAAGCGGCAGCCACUGAAUCGAACAUAGCCAGGCCAAUAGUAUCAUUUAUCACUGAUAUAACUGGGAAGAAUCCCAACGCUUUGAGAAUGCUUUUGGAACAAGGGCUGAUCGAAUCGCUGGCCCAAGCAUUAGUCGGUGGAGCACACAAGGGUGGGUCUACAUCCCUCUGCCGAGAUAUCCAUGUCUUAUUUUUGGCUAUUGCUACGAAAAUGUUAGAAUCUCCAGGAAAUCAUCAAGUACAAGCUAUUUUAGACCUACAUCUGAUACUGAAUCACGUGGAAUUAAAAGAGAAGGCUUAUUGCACGAAGAAUAGAACUUGCGUGUCAGUCGUGAGGGACGCACAAGUUGCCCUCUUCGAUGGAGAACUCGACAUACUCACGGCUAAAGUCUCGAAUCAGUCGGGCUUCCGUUUACGAAGCACGGCGUCGUACCUAGCGUCAGCGUCUCAUAUAACUUCAGUUUUCACAACGUCUAGCGAUCAAAGCGAUCACGGCUCUCGAUCGUCCAGUUUCACGAGUUUGCACGCACCAGCGAUCGCAACGAUGCGAGAGCCAGGCAAAGGGGAACUAUUAGACCGAUUCCGUAUUAUUCUAACCCGUGCCGUUGAAUUCAUAACAACCGCUGAUGAAUCGCCGACUGGAAACGAGUUACAAUUGACCAAACGAUUAUUUUCGAUUUUGUUACACGGUUUCUGUAAUCCGCUCGAAAAGAAGAAUCAUUGGAGCAGUGGAUGGUCGACCAGACACGCUCUAAGAAAGUACACGGCUAAGAUAAUGGUGUGGCUUCUUGGACCGCAUCAGAGUAAUAACACGCGAAUCUUUGCCGUUCGAUCGCUGAUGGAAGAACCAAAAGCUCGUGAAAUAUUAUCUUCCCUUUUGGAAGUUCAUCCUCAGGUGGAACAGAAAUUUACAGUGUUCUUUUGGGAUCUGUUGCAAAGACGGGACGAGAUGCCCAGCGCUGACGCGAGAAUAUGCGCGGAGCUGAGAGAAGCUUUGAACAUAUGGGACUUGGCGAAAGGCAUAGAACAAAGUAGCCCAGGAAUGUGGAACGAGGAAUUGGCGCUGCUGAGACGCGAACUGAUGAGGGACCGUGACAUAUGGAUCGAUAAUAAUCUUCCAGCUAUCCAAAGAAUCGGUAACAGGUUCGAUGUGCUCGCUAAACAACUAACAGAGAGUGCGAUGACCAUAACGCGAACCGUGGUAGAAGAACAGAAUCAAGAACGGAAAGUAUUAAUGGAAAGACUGAAACACUCGAGGGCAAUGGAAGCUCAGGCUGUUGCCAAAUGGAGAGACUUGACCAAACGUUUGACGCACGAAAGAGCUCCCUGGCAUUUUCCAAAAAGUUAUCCAAGAAGCUGGGAAUUGGAUCCAACGGAAGGUCCUGCCAGAGUCAGAAUACGUCUCCAACGGUGUCACCUGAACAUCGACAAGAGAUUCUUCAUGGCAGACUGUCAAAAUAAAUUAGAAGCAACGGAAAUCGAAGCGCCAUUGUCUUACUUAUUCAUGACGGAUCGCCAAGACGCGAAUGCCACGGCGUUAAUCGAACGACUACAUACCAGCGAAAGAAUACGUAAAAUGUCCCAGGCGCAAGUAGUUACGCCUAGAGCGGAAUUAGCCGGAGAAGUUCUUAUCGGCGAGACUUGUCUUUACUUUGUACCUGAUAAACCCGAUGUACCGUUGCACACGGACAUAGCUCUAGGUGGAUUGGACUUGGCUAUGGCGGGUGGAACAGCUUGGCGUCUCGAAGACAUUCGAGAAUUGCACAGGCGUAGGUAUCAACUAGAAGAGAGGGCCAUUGAAAUAUUUUUAAUCACCGGAAGAACUUAUUUAUUAGCGUUCAACUCGUCCAAAGAAAGGGACGAAUUCGUGACAGAAUUGUCCGCUUGCAAUUUACCGAGGCGAGUGCCUGGAGACGAUUUAAACGAGGCUAUUACGCUGUGGCGAAGUGGAACUUUAACUAAUUGGGAAUACAUAACUUGUCUGAACAAAUUGGCUGGUCGUUCCUAUAACGAUUUGAUGCAGUAUCCCGUGUUCCCAUUUGUAUUAGCCGAUUACACCAGUGAGAAAAUCGAUUUAAAUAAUCCUAAGAUAUACCGAAACUUCAAACGACCUAUGGCUGUGCAGGAUAAGAAGAACGAGCAACAUUAUAUAAAUAAUUAUAACUAUCUUAAACAAGCGCAAUUAAUCACAUUACAUCAAGAACCGUAUCAUUAUGGAUCGCAUUAUAGUAAUUCCGGGACGGUAUUGCAUUUUUUGGUACGAUUACCACCGUUCACUAGCAUGUUCCUAUGUUAUCAAGAUAAUAACUUUGAUAUUCCGGAUCGGACAUUUCACGCACUGGCAACAACAUGGAGAUUAACUAGCUGCGACUCUACGACCGACGUGAAGGAAUUAAUUCCGGAAUUUUUUUAUUUGCCUGAAUUUUUAUUAAACUCCGAAGGAUUUAAUUUUGGUGUGCGGCAAAAUGGCAACAGGGUGGGAGACGUUGAAUUACCGAAAUGGUGCGGAGGUGAUGCAAGACUUUUCAUUCUUGCUCACAGAGCAGCAUUAGAAGCAGAUGUCGUUAGAGAAGUUUUACCCUACUGGAUCGAUCUAGUUUUUGGAUUUAGGCAGACAGGAAGACCAGCAGUGGAAGCAAUUAAUGUUUUUCAUCCUGCAACCUAUUACGGAUUUAACGUGGAACAGAUAGCGGAUACUGUAGUACGUGAAGCUUGGGAAACUAUGGUUCGAACUUAUGGCCAGACACCAGCGCAACUGUUUACAGUUGCUCACCCACUACCACUACAGAACCUUGGAAAUAAUGUUUUGCAUACGUCACUACCACAAGUAAUCGAAGGUGUAGAUGGUAUAAAAUGGGGAAAUUACGUAGGUGCACCCAGAAAUGAACCAGUUUUAUGUUGGAAGCAUAAAAAUAGGGCAACAUUAGCGAGUUUGGUUCCCUUAAUGACGGGGGAUGUUUUCGGAUUACCUAGUUAUACUACUCUUUUACUUGGUUACACGAAAGAAAAAAGCGCGAGUAUGUUAAGUGGAACGUCUGUAUUGGGAGCUGCCCUGGUGUCAUGGAGCAGUACAGAUGGAAUUGCAAGACUGAAAUGUAAAAAAGAACAACCGCCAAAGCCAUUAAUUAAGUCGUUAGGUCUCGAUCCAAUUACUAUUUUAGGAUCUGCUCCAGAUUGUGGGCAACUAUGGGCAGGUCACUUAUCUGGUAGAAUCACAGUGCAUACGUAUACCGUGGUAACAAGCAAAAUUGAUUUCAGUUCGGCACCAGCGUGUGUGCUUUUGGCUCACAGGAGUAGAGUAAUAACGAUAUCUCUUUCACGGGCAUUUAGUAUAGCUGUUACCGGUGAUGCAAGUGGAGUUAUUAUUAUCUGGGACUUGAACAGUUUAACAUACGUAAGAUCGAUAUCUUCCGAAGAGAAUUAUCCUAUUCAGUUACUAGCGAUUAGCGAAACUCUUGGAGAUAUUGCAGUUACGUACGAAACAUCUAAGACAGUGGAGAACGCAUCUUCCAGUCAGUCAGAACUGAAAGUAUUUACAAUAAAUGCGAGAGCUGUUGGUUCUGUUUUAUCUAGGAGAAAGAUUACAGCUCUUUGUUACAGCAAUGCGCCCGAGGGAGUUUCCGUGAACGUUAUUGCGACAGGGUUAGAUAACGGAGUGAUACGAUUAUGGAGUAGCUGGGAUUUAAGAUUAGUUAGAGAAAUUAAAAAUGGCAUCAAAGGAUGUGGAGCGGUAAUCGCGAUCGCGUGGUCAUUAGAUCAGCAUCAUUUGUACGCAGUUACGGAAGAUUCGACUGUUCUCAUAUGGGAAGGAUCGAAACGUUUGAGCAACGGUACAUCCAAAUUCGUUAACUUAACAUCCCUCUAAUGUAAAUAAAUGAAACCAAGAAACACUCGUUUUUACCUUAUAGAUAUCGUAUUGAACGGAGAAACGCGUUUUAUGCAAUCAAUACGGCAUCAAUGUCGCAUUUGCACUUUUAUGAAAAUAAAAUCGC
Messenger RNA from Dufourea novaeangliae, 10411 nucleotides. RefSeq names its product lysosomal-trafficking regulator (gene mv). Lineage: Eukaryota; Metazoa; Arthropoda; Insecta; Hymenoptera; Halictidae. The record is from RefSeq and is a predicted model, not a curated record. Gene Ontology annotation, cellular component: cytosol; membrane. Gene Ontology annotation, biological process: intracellular protein localization. The coding region runs from base 166 to 10284 and encodes 3372 amino acids. The transcript has 25 exons. Gene Ontology annotation, molecular function: protein kinase binding.